UUGCUGUGUCUGUCCUUCAGAUCCCCUGUCUGUGCAGCGGAGCCUCCUGUUUGCUGUGCCGAUGUUGUCCCAACAGCAAGAAUUCCACCGUGACGCGCCUCAUCUAUGCCUUCCUCCUCCUCCUCAGCACGGUUGUUGCCUGCAUUAUGCUGGCGCCGGGGAUGGAAGAGCAGUUGAAAAAGGUGCCUGGAUUUUGUGAUGAGGGGCUUCAUACUCGGAUACCGCAUAUGAAUGGCUUUGUCAGCUGUGAUGUGUUUGUUGGAUACAGAGCUGUCUAUCGAAUCAGCUUUGCCAUGGCAGUGUUUUUCUUUCUCUUCUCUCUGCUCAUGAUAGAAGUGAAAACAAGUAAUGAUCCAAGAGCCUCAGUGCACAAUGGGUUCUGGUUCUUCAAAAUAGCUGCCAUUGUGGGUAUCAUGGUUGGAGCUUUUUACAUUCCUGAAGGGCCUUUCACAAGAGCCUGGUUUGCUAUUGGUGUUUGUGGAGCCUUCUGCUUCAUUCUUAUCCAGUUAGUGCUUCUUGUGGACUUUGCUCACUCCUGGAAUGAGAGCUGGGUUGAGAGAAUGGAGGAGGGAAAUUCUAAAUGUUGGUAUGCAGCUCUGCUGUCCUGUACAAGCUUGUUCUACGCCUUGUCACUGGUUUUUGUUGUGCUUUUCUAUGUUUUCUACACGAAACCUGAGGACUGCACUGAGAACAAGUUCUUCAUAAGCAUUAAUAUGAUCCUGUGCAUUGCUGUCUCCAUUGUUUCUAUCCUUCCAAAAGUUCAGGAACAUCAGCCUCGUUCUGGCCUCCUCCAGUCCUCUGUUAUCACUCUCUACACCAUGUAUCUCACUUGGUCAGCCAUGUCUAAUGAGCCUGAACGAAACUGUAACCCAAGUUUGCUGAACAUCAUUACACAGAUAGCUAUACCCACAGUUGUUCCAGUGAAUACCACUGUCCUACCUGCUACUCCAGCUCCACCCAAGUCCUUACAGUGGUGGGAUGCACAGAGUAUUGUUGGUUUAGUUAUCUUUGUCCUUUGCCUCUUGUAUUCCAGCAUCCGCUCUUCAAGUAACAGCCAGGUGAACAAGCUUACGCUGUCUGGGAGUGACAGUGCCAUUCUGGAGGAGACCGUGGGAACAGGCAGCGGGGCUGCAGAGGACGGAGAAGUGCGCCGUGUCAUGGAUAAUGAGAAGGAGGGAGUUCAGUACAGCUAUGCCUUCUUUCACUUCAUGCUCUUUCUUGCCUCUCUUUACAUUAUGAUGACGCUCACAAACUGGUACAGCCCUGAUGCAGAUUUUAAAACAAUGACAAGUAAGUGGCCAGCCGUGUGGGUGAAGAUAACCUCCAGCUGGGUGUGUCUCCUUCUCUAUCUUUGGACCUUAGUGGCUCCUCUUAUCCUUACUAAUCGGGACUUCAGUUAAAUGGCUGCAUCUCUCUGAGCGCACAAAAGUGGGGAACUUCUUGCUGAAAGCCAAAAUGUUCAUGUAUUGCUUUAGUUAUUAAGGCAAAUACUGUCUUGUCUUAUAGUCAUAUUAACAUGCAGGUGGUUAGAAAGUUAAUGAAUUGCACAAUGCUUGAUGCAGGAUGAAAAUUAUGAUCAAUUAUCUUCAUGUUAACCUUCAGCCAUGGUUAUUUUAUUUUUUUAAAUUCACUAUAAUUGUGCUGUCAUAGCACAUCCCUCUACUCUGUACUGUCCAAUAGCCCCAACCUUAAUAUUGAAUAGAAGUAACAUUUAGCUAAAUAUGAAGUAAUAUAUUUUAAAGAACAAGUUAUAUUCAGCAUAAUGCACUGCUGUACUAAUGCUUCAGUUCCUGGAAUUGUAAGCCAUAUUGCAUAACUUCUACAUUCCACUGCAAAGGCUUAUUUCAAUGAGACUUAUGUUCCUGUCUUACAGUUAAAAGAAUUAAGUUUUUUUUUUAGUUUUUUUUUGUUAUUUCUCACCAGAAGAGCACAACUUUAAGGUUGAAAAGAUGUUAACUCUUAUGUUUUUAAGAACAAACUUGCCCUUUCAGAGACACAACAUCUAUGGUAACUUCUUUUUUAGUAUGUCUGCCAAAUAUUAAGUGGUAAGUGUAUGACUAGCUUAAACAACUUCAUGAUUAUGAUGGAAAAACAGAGCUCCUCAUUAAUUUUCACUUGUCUGGUAUGCUUGUAAGAGGUAAUGCAUAUGAAGUGAUCAUUAUUGGCACUAAAGCAUUUGCACUGUAAACUCAUUUGAAUAAAACAGACUAACUACUGAA
This is a messenger RNA of Struthio camelus australis, 2219 nucleotides long. Lineage: Eukaryota; Metazoa; Chordata; Aves; Struthioniformes; Struthionidae. The record is from RefSeq and is a predicted model, not a curated record.